Molecule: messenger RNA, 2330 nt
Organism: Chinchilla lanigera (long-tailed chinchilla)
Lineage: Eukaryota; Metazoa; Chordata; Mammalia; Rodentia; Chinchillidae
Product: spermatogenesis-associated protein 31E1-like
Exons: 1
Source: RefSeq, a predicted model, not a curated record
GCCAACCUGCUGACAAACAUGGGAUCCGUCAGGAAAACACGUCCUCCAUCAAAGUCCCAGUGGAUGUUAUCUCCUCCAAGCUCCGGGAACAACUGGAGCAAAACCUUCAAACAAAACUCAUGCGUGGGCCACUCCCUCAGGUCCACCUAUCUCUGGACAGGGAAAGAGCCCCAGGGACAAGGCAGGCAAAGCAUAAUUGUGAGCCUUGCCAGAUUUCAAUGAUAGAGGAUAGCAGGCAGAUCUCAGGAAAGACCAGGUCAGGGUCCCCCAAAGUAUCCCAGGUAGGGAGAUACUCAAGCAAUGAUCUGGGAAAGGAUGCGAAAGUGCAGGCCAAGGGUCUAGAAAUCUCCCCAGAAAAUGAUCUACAGUCCAUGUCUCAGGGAGCAUUACAAAGAAAUAGGGAGGGCCUCUUAAGAAGUGAUUCAUUAAAUGAAUCAGCAGGCAGUCCAGAGAAGAACCCACAAGACAGCAUGCAAGUCUGUGUGAGAGGGAAGGUGGAGCAGACCGGGGGCAGAAUCCCUGAGGGUGUGCAUCACUCCACCCUUACUGCGCAGCAUGCCUGUGACCGUCCUGGAAUCUCACAUGCCCCCAUGGAAACUGGGAACAAACCAUCCUUGAAGGGUCAGGAGUGUGCCAGGGGCACCCAGGACUUCUCCCUCCUGCAUCCUGGGGCUCAGCAGAGGCUGGAGACACACAUGAAAAGGCUCUGGGUGAGGCACAGGUGGCGCUUAGCCUUGAAGAUCAUCGAGGUCAUUCGUGCCUUCAAACUGAAAAAGUCUCAGGCCUCCCUGCUUCCAUGGCCUGCCUCUUCCUCCUCAGCCCCAGCUAACUCCAAGGCUGACUCCACCUGCCAGAGUAGGAGUCUCCUGGGAGAAGUAUCUCAAAAACUUCCAGGAGUGAUGGUGAAAGCAGUUAUUGAAGUUCUGCAAACUCGGGGUCCUCUCACUGGUCGCUCCUUCAAAUACCCGGUAAUGACUGUAUCUGGUGACAGUGGUGGGCCCUCGCAAGCUGCGCCAUGUGGACAUGAGAGCAGCUACAGUUCUCAGCCACACUUGCUCGGCACUGAGGGCAGAGCCCGGCCUGCUGAUACUGUCCCGAGGCCAGGGAGAGGUAGCCUUGGCCCAAGUGCAAUCUCUGGAAUGGACCGAUACCAGAAGCAGGAGAGAGGAGUUGCAGAACCUGGAGACCCUUCCCAUCGACUGUCAGCAUGGGAGAUGACUGUAGGAUCUCUCUACCCAAGGGCAAGAGACAUCAAGCAGACCAUGGAGACUGAGCAGAAGAAGCCCUUUGAUAGGGCACUGACCAAGGGAGCCAGUGUGAUGUCAACCUCCCAAAACCUGAAUAUGCAUCUGAGGAGUUUCAAGUCUCUGGGAUCCAAGAGAAUCCUCCACAUGCCCAGAAUUUCUGCUGUGCAGGACACAGGAGACUCAUGCUUGGCUACACAGGAAGACACCAAAAACAAGACUCAGGAUCCAGCCAAUGGGGUUCUCCUUCGAGACUUUACCACUGGAGAGGACCUUCAACACACUUUCUUAGAUAUUCCCCACAGGGAAAACAUCCUGGCCUCUCACAAGAGUCCAUCCAACUCCCAAGGAGUGCUUGCUAGUAGUGAAUCAGCUUCCCAAGGGAAAUUCGACCUCCUAAGGAAGGACAGGAUGAGCCAGGAAGAAAAAGACCCCAGGAUCUCAAAACUGGAGGAUCCGGAGAACAUGAAGAGCAGCAAGUUUGGUCCACCUAAGAAGAGAGAAAGCUUUGAGAAGCCCAAGCCAGGAGGGAAGACAGACAGAUUUGCAGGAGGAAAGGGGGUUGGAAGGCUGAUUACCUCUUCUCAGGUCUGGGAAGCAAGAGACACCAUGGGGAGCAAGUCCCUGCUCCUGGCAAAGGAGAAACCAGCACCUUCCAAAAGCUCCACUGGGACCAGAGCAACAAAAUUUGGGCAAAGCAUGCUGCAUAACAAAGACCGAGCAGAGGCAGAGUCCCUGCAGACAGUGCAGGCCCCAGGACCUGCUACCCAAACUCAAGGGUCAGGCGCAAGCAGCACACACUCUAUGAAAAGUGGGAGUGCCAAAGCCCAAGUGCUGGUGACCACUGUUGGACAGAUCGUAGAGGAGAAAAUGAGGCUACAAAAUGUGGUUUCAGCCUCCAAAGAAACCUUGAGGAAAGGGGAACCCCAGGGCAAUAGCUGUUCCUCCUACGAAAAGAAUGCUUCCUUACCCCAGCAAAACAGAAAGAUGAGCAUCAUGGGCUGUGGUCAGCAGGCCAGGCCUGAGCACCACAGCCAUUUUAUGACUACAGGAUUCAACACAGACAGGGCAAGCAAUCCUGCCGUC